ACUAUCGGCCAAUUAAUAUCGAAAUAUCCCGAUAAGAAAAUAAUAGCUGUGUCAUCGAUAGAUCAAAAAUUCGAUAUUUUGCGAGAAAUUUAUAAGCACAGAUCAGGUUAGUAUUGUUCAGAGAGUCAAAACUAUAACUUAAAAGAUGUCGGAAGAAACCAAAAAACUCGACCUAUCUGGCGAUGGAGGUGUACUCAAGGAAAUUAUUAAGGAGGGCAGCGGAAACGAGACACCAAGCAACGGCUGCACGGUUUCACUUCACUAUACCGGCAGACUUGUUGACGGCACCGAGUUCGAUUCGAGCGUUGGUCGCAAUGAGCCAUUCGAAUUGGAAUUGGGCAAAGGCAUCAAAGGCUUUGACAUGUGUGCAGCCACUAUGAAGCUCGGUGAACGCUGUAUAUUAACAUGUGCUCCAAACUACGCUUACGGCGCUGCUGGCAGCCCGCCAAGUAUUCCACCAGAUGCGACACUUAUAUUUGAGUUGGAAAUGUUGGGCUGGAAAGGUAAAGAUCUCAGUCCAAAUCAAGACGGCAGUAUCGAGCUAACAAUUCUGGAACAAAGCGAUAAGAAGCGAACACCAAGCGACGGUGCAUUUGUCAAGGCUCACAUUUCUGGAAGCUUCGAUGGUCGUGUUUUCGAGGAACGUAAUGUAGAAUUUGAUUAUGGCGAGGGCAGCGCCAUUGGCAUAGUCGAAGGGCUUGAACUUGCUAUGGAGAAAAUGAAUAUUGGCGAAACAUCAAAAAUCAAAAUCCAAUCAAAAUAUGCAUUUGGCGCCAAGGGCAAUGAAGCUUUUAAGAUACCACCAAACGCAACUAUUGAGUAUAUCGUGAAAUUAAUUGAUUGCGGCAAAGGUCUGAAGGAAUGGAAGUUGAGUGACAGCGAACGCGUGGCUGAGGCUAAGGUCUACAAGGAAAAGGGCACCAACUAUUUCAAAAAAGAUAACUUUGAGUUGGCCAUUAAAAUGUACAAUAAAUGCAAGAAUCUUUUGCCUAGCAUCAAGGACAAUACCAGCGAUGAGGUCAAGGCACUCAAAGUGGCCGUACACAGCAACAUCGCACUUUGCCAUCAGAAGUCCAACGAUCACUUCGAGGCCAAGACAGAGUGUAAUGCUGUGCUGGAGUUGGAUGUGAACAAUGUGAAGGCUCUAUAUCGGCGUGGACAAUGCAAUCUGGUUAUAAAUGAACUGAAAGAUGCAUUGGAAGAUUUUCAGAGAGUGAUACAAUUGGAGCCUGGCAACAAGGCGGCUGCCAAUCACAUUGUUAUCUGCAAGCAAAAGAUAAAGCAAAACAAGGACAAAGAGAAGAAGUUGUAUGCAAAUAUGUUUACCAAAUUGGCGGCUGGCAACAACGAGACGGAACCACCACGCGACACGGAUGUGCUGGAGAAGUGUGGGGAAUGGUCGGAGGAGGACGCGAAACGUGAAGCUGAUUUAACUUUGGAGCGCGAGAAUGUUAUUAUGAUUUAAAUUUUAAAAAACGAACUUUUCAUCCCAAUGCACUCAUUUGUAAUACAAUACAAUUAUUAUAUUAUAAUUACAAAAAAAUUGUCUGAAC
Drosophila hydei is the source of this 1553-nucleotide messenger RNA. It is a transcript of the gene Fkbp59, whose product is annotated as FK506-binding protein 59. The transcript is spliced from 8 exons. Bases 146 to 1465 code for a protein of 439 amino acids. Lineage: Eukaryota; Metazoa; Arthropoda; Insecta; Diptera; Drosophilidae. The record is from RefSeq and is a predicted model, not a curated record. Gene Ontology annotation, molecular function: protein binding; peptidyl-prolyl cis-trans isomerase activity.